AUGGCCUCCAUCAACGUCGGCGACACCAUCCCCUCCGGCACCUUCACCUACAUCGCCUACACCCCCGAGCUCGAUGACCACUCCGCGUGCGGUCUCCCGACGAAGAUGAACACCGACGAGUGGAAGGGCAAGAAGGUCGUCCUCGUCGCCGUCCCUGGCGCGUUCACGCCCACCUGCCACGCGAACCACCUCCCGCCGUACCUCCAGAAGAUCGAUGAGUUCAAGGCGAAGGGCGCCGACGUCGUCGCCGUCGUCGCCGCCAACGACGCGUUCGUCAUGAGCGGCUGGGCGCGCUUCCUCGGCCUCAAGGAAAAGAUGGUCGCGCUCUCCGACCCGAACGCGAAGUGGUCGACCGAAAUGGGCCUCUCCCAGGACCUCUCCGCGCUCGACUUCGGCACGCGCACCAAGCGCUACGCGAUCAUCAUCGACGACCUCAAGGUCACCUACAUCGGCGUCGAGCCCGCGCGCGAGGUGUCCGUCUCCGGCGCGGACGCCGUCCUCGCUGCCCUCUGA
Molecule: messenger RNA, 513 nt
Organism: Epithele typhae
Lineage: Eukaryota; Fungi; Basidiomycota; Agaricomycetes; Polyporales; Epitheliaceae
Product: Redoxin
Exons: 5
Coding region: 1-513 (170 amino acids)
Biological process (GO): hydrogen peroxide catabolic process; cell redox homeostasis; cellular response to oxidative stress
Cellular component (GO): cytoplasm; mitochondrion; peroxisome
Molecular function (GO): thioredoxin peroxidase activity
Source: RefSeq, a predicted model, not a curated record